UAGCCCCCACACACUCUUUUCUCUCUUCCUAAUGCCUCUAUUUUAGUUUAGCUAACUUCCACUACCACAAAUACAACAGUCUUCUUCUUCUUUCUUUUAUUCGUCUAUUCAUUUAAUUUUCCUAUUUUGAAUACACACACACACAAUCCACCAACCAAAAAUAACAAUCAUGCAACCCAUGCAAUGUAAAACACAAAGCACGUGCCACUAGCACGUGUUCAGACCCAUCAAACGCCUAACUUCCUUCUCUAUAUUAUUACUUUACAAUAGCUUAUAACUUCGCCUAAUAGUUCUAAACAACCACCGUCUGCGGCGGCGAAAAUCCAGUAAUAAAAUGAUCGGUUCAUGGGCAGCUGUAGUUUUCCUUUUUUGGGAACUCUUUUUGAGUUCUUUUGUUCAUUUGGCUUAUGCUUUGUAUAUUUUUACCUCCGCUGUAGCUGGUGAUGUUUCGGACUCUCUCAAUUUAACCUUUCGAAAGUUUAAAUUGGUCAAUUUUGACUCCAAAACGACGCUGCCGUCCUCGUUGAGAAAUUCCGACCAGCAUCUUCCUCCAAUCGUUUUGGUUCAUGGAAUUUUUGGUUUUGGAAAAGGGAGAUUAGGGAGCUUAUCGUAUUUUGCUGGGGCUGAGAACAAAGACGAAAGGGUUCUUGUGCCCGAUUUGGGGUCCUUAACCAGCAUUUACGACAGGGCUUGUGAAUUGUUCUAUUAUUUGAAAGGUGGAAAAGUCGAUUACGGUGAAGAGCACAGCAGAGUUUUUGGUCACUCGCAAUUCGGCCGCCUGUAUGAACAAGGGGAGUAUCCUGAAUGGGACGAGGAUCAUCCUAUUCACAUCGUGGGGCAUUCCGCCGGAGCUCAGGUUGCUCGCCUACUCCAACAAAUGCUCGCCGAUAAGGCAUUCAAGGGCCACGAAAACACUUCCGAGAAUUGGGUUUUAAGUAUAACGGCUAUAUCAGGUGCCUUCAAUGGAACCACAAGAACUUACUUGGAUGGAAUGCAACCAGAAGAUGGAGAAACUAUGAAACCAAUAAGUCUGCUACAGCUUUGCCGAGUUGGGGUAAUAGCUUAUGAGUGGUUGGACAUUGGCUGGUUGAAAAAAUAUUACAACUUUGGAUUCGAUCACUUCCCCAUGUCAUGGAAGAAAAUGGGAAUUUUGGGUUUGUUAAAAUGUUUAUUGGGAAAUACAGGUCCAUUUGCUUCGGGAGAUUGGAUUCUUCCUGAUCUUACAAUUCAAGGAUCAAUGAGAUUGAAUAGCCGUUUGCAAACCUUUAAAAGCACUUAUUAUUUUAGCUAUGUUACAAAGCCUCCAAGAAAAAUCUUUGGUCUCACCGUUCCUUACAGUAUCAUUGGAAUCCACCCUCUGCUUUCUAUCAGAGCAUUGCAAAUGAGCCGGUGGCGAUUUCCUUCCGAGCUCUCGCCACCGUAUAAAGGCUACCGGGAUGAGGAUUGGCAAGAGAAUGAUGGGGCAUUAAACACAAUAUCUAUGACUCACCCACGUUUUCCAAUCGAACAUCCAAGCCAUUUUGUUCAUAAUGAAUCUGAAUCUCAAUCUUGGGAACCUGGCAUCUGGUACUACAAGAUUGUCGAGGCAGAUCACAUAUCAUUCAUUAUUAAUCGGGAUCGAGCAGGAGUUCAAUUCGAUCUGAUAUACGACAGAAUUUUCGAGCGUUGUAGAAAACACAUAUUUAGAAGGAAACAACAAUUGAUCUUGCCAAACCCAAACACCGAAGUGCAAUCGUGAAACAAAAUCAAUAAAAAAAAAUUACUUCUACACAUUCAUGUUAA
This is a messenger RNA of Cucumis sativus (cucumber), 1782 nucleotides long. Its product is annotated as lipase. The coding region runs from base 335 to 1738 and encodes 467 amino acids. NCBI's taxonomy places the organism in Eukaryota, Viridiplantae, Streptophyta, Magnoliopsida, Cucurbitales, Cucurbitaceae. The transcript is spliced from 8 exons. The record is from RefSeq and is a predicted model, not a curated record.